CUGACAUUGACGUAAAUCUUGUUUAGGUUUUGAUUUUGUUAAGUUCCUUAUGGUUUAAUAAAUCUCGUAGUUAAAAUGGAUCCAGCGCUUUUAAAAGAGAGAGAAUUAUUCAAGAAAAAAGCCUUAACCACACCAACGGUUGAAAAGAAAAAGGCAGAAUCCAAACCUGAACCUUCUAAAGAUGAAAAGAAAAAAUCCAAACCAUCAGUCAGUAGUAAUAGUGCUCCUAAACUUGACAUUAAUACAUACAAGACAUCUACUGGAAGUACUCAAUAUCGUUUUGGAGUCCUAGCAAAAAUUGUUAAACAUAUGAAAACUAGACAUCAAGAUGGAGAAACUUAUCCAUUGACACUAGAAGAAAUUCUCGAUGAAACAAAUCAACUUGAUGUUGGCAACAAAGUUAAACAAUGGCUGCAAACUGAAGCACUUUUAAACAAUGUGAAAAUAGAAGCCACACCUGACGGCAAGUUUCUUUUUAAGUCACUGUAUAAGUUAAAGGACAGAAAAAGUUUAUUGAAACUAUUAAAACAACAGGAUUUAAAGGGUUUAGGAGGAGUUUUGAUGGAUGAUGUUCAAGAGUCACUUCCACAUAGUGAAAAGGCUUUAAGGAUAUUACAAAACCAAAAUGAAAUUAUUUUCAUAACUCGGCCUAUGGACAAACGAAAAGUAUUAUUUUAUAAUGAUAGAACUGCAUCGCUACCUAUUGAUGAAGAAUUUCAAAAAUUAUGGAGGUCAGUUGCUGUAGAUGCAAUGGAUGAUGCUAAAAUAGAAGAGUAUUUGGAUAAGCAGGGUAUCCGUUCUAUGCAAGACCACGGACCAAAGAAACCCAUGGCCCCAAAAAGAAAGAAACCUGGUACAAGAAAGAAGACAUUCAAGAAACCUCGCGAUAACGAACAUUUGGCUGAUGUAUUGGAAACAUACGAGAAUGAUACACUGACACAGAAAAAUUCCGUGUAGAUGUAGAUUUUAGAUGAAUUUAUUUAUUAGUUGGCCUUUAUUAGUCUUAUUGAUAUAUACUAUUAUAAUUUUUAAUAAAAUAAAAAAGAAAACAGUAAAUAAGUUGUUA
Molecule: messenger RNA, 1066 nt
Organism: Diabrotica balteata
Lineage: Eukaryota; Metazoa; Arthropoda; Insecta; Coleoptera; Chrysomelidae
Source: the annotation of a GenBank genome assembly